GUGUUCGAUUAGGGUUGAAGCUUUCCAGGACAUCGGCCUUCCAGGACUGAUGCAGCACGAAUGCAGAUGAUCGGAACACCUGUCCGGCUGGAGGAGUCGGGGGCGCGCCCGCAGGAGCGAGCUUCGGGAAGCGAGCGCGCGCUCUGCUGGAAGGGACGCACAGGCAGACAGAGCGGUGCGAAGAGAGGAAAUUACCCGCCUUUACCGCAUUACAGUGCUGCGUAUGGGAGAGCAUCACACCGCAUCAUAUGUGGCCAAACCGGCAGCGACACAGGUCUUAGAAGUCUCUGCCAUCAUCAUCAUUGAAAUUGGCCAGAUUUCCAACACUUUUGUGUCAUCUAACACAACUGAAACUGUGCAAGUGAGCCACUAGGGAGCUGGACGGGUGGAGUCAGCCAAUCGUAGGAGAGAGAUGUGGACACAGAGGCGGUGGGCGGCACUCGCAGUGUUGUCAAUAAUCUCACUGCUGUCAGAGGAGGCGGCUGCUAUUGAAGUCCCUCUGGACCCAAAGAUCCAGCAAGAGCUGAAACAGCCCCCCACCAUUGUGAAGCAGUCACUAAAGGACUACAUUGUGGACCCCAGAGAUAACAUCAUCAUUGAAUGCGAGGCCAAGGGGAACCCAGUGCCAACGUUUCAGUGGAGGCGGAAUGGAAAGUUCUUUAAUGUGGGUAAGGACCCACGGGUGACCAUGAGAAGUCGAUCUGGAACACUAGAGAUCAGAAGCAGUGGAAAACCAGAAGAUUAUGAAGGAGAAUACCAGUGCUUCGCUUCCAACAACUUGGGCACAGCCAUUUCCAACAAAAUCCUGCUUCGAGUGUCAAAGUCUCCGCUGUGGCCAAAGGAGGUUUUGGAACCGGUAACUGUGCGUGAGGGAUCACCGCUCGUCCUGGCCUGCAACCCUCCUCCUGGUCUUCCCCCUCCUGAAACCUUCUGGAUGGACAGCUUCAUUAUGCCUAUAGCACAGGACAGGAGGGUGUCAAUGGGCCUGAACGGUGACUUGUUCUUCUCCAACGUUCUAGCUAAAGAUGCCAAGACUGACUACAGCUGCAAUGCUCGCUUCGAGUUCACACACACCAUACAGCAGAAGAACCCCUACACACUUAAAGUGCAAACAAUGCGUAAUAUACCGGAAACCCAGCCCACCUUUCUAUCUCCAACGGGCUUGUCCAGCACCAAGAUGGUGCUCAGAGGAGAAGAACUUCUCCUGGAGUGUAUAGCAGCUGGAGUACCAACUCCUACCAUUACCUGGUCCAAAAGAGGAGGAGACCUGCCAACGAAAAAAGUCAGGAUUGGGAACUUCGAUAAAACCUUACGCAUUCUCAAUGUGUCUGAGGAAGACAUUGGCAGCUACACCUGCAUGGCCAGCAACAGAAUUGGCAGCAUUCGCCACACAGUUGAAGUCCAGGUCAAAGCUGCUCCAUUUUGGCUCGAAAAGCCCAUCAAUCUGGUUCUUGCCCCUGAUGAGAGUGGACGGUUAGUGUGCCGUGCUAACGGGAGUCCCAAACCCACUAUUCAAUGGCUGGUGAAUGGAGAACCCAUUGAAAGUUCACUCCCCAACCCCAAUCGGAGAGUUCUUGAUGACACGAUCAUAUUUGAGACGGUUCAGUUUGAAAGCAGUGCAGUUUACCAGUGUAACGCCUCCAAUGAGCACGGUUAUCUUCUGGCAAAUGCUUUCGUCAGUGUUUUGGAUAUGGCACCGCGGAUGCUUGGCCCGAAAAACCAGCUGAUCAAAGUCAUUGAAAACAACAGGACCUUCCUCGAGUGUCCUUUCUUUGGCUCACCGCUCCCUUUACUUCGCUGGUUUAAGAACGGACUUGGCAGUGGUUUGGAUGGUGGUCACUACAGGCUAUACCACAAUGGCACUUUGGAGAUCAAGCAGGCCCGGACAGAAGACCAGGGCACCUACACCUGCGUCGCCAGCAACAUUCUGGGCAAGAUGGAGAAUCAAGUGCGCCUAGAGGUUAAAGAGCCCACAAGAAUAGUCCGCGCACCUGAACAUAAGACGGAACCCAGAGGAACCACAGUUCGAUUCGACUGUCGAGUUAAACAUGAUCCUUCCCUUCCUGCUACAGUCACAUGGCUGAAAGAUGAAAAGCCUCUGAGCUUUAGCUGGAUUGGCCGGUUGAAAAAGGAUGAUGAGUCCUUGACUAUUUACAAUGUCAAUCCAGACGAUGGAGGAACCUACACAUGCACAGCCAAAACUGAGAUAGACGAGGACACUGCCUCAGCUCGCCUUACUGUUACAGAGAAUGACAGCUCGUCUGCUUCAAAUCGUAGUGCCUCUGCAGGUCGACCCGACCCACCUCAGGAUCUGGAACUCUCUGACCCUUCAGCACGCAGUGUCAGACUCACCUGGGUGCCCGGAAAUGAAAACAACAGUCCUGUUACACAUUUCCUAGUCCAGUUUGAAGAGGACAGGUGGGAGCCAGGGAAGUGGCAGAACCUGUCAAUUUAUGAUUGGAACCUAAACUCAGUUAACCUUCAGCUAUCACCAUUCGUCAACUACCAGUUCAGAGUGAUUGCGAUCAAUGCUGUGGGUCAGAGUCAACCCAGCCACCCCUCUGCACGUUAUCAGACCAGCGGAGCCUCUCCUGAUGUUGUACCAAGUGGACUUAAAGGGUGGGGAAGCAAAAAAAACAACAUGGAGAUCACAUGGCAGGCCAUGCAGAACACAGAGAGGAAUGGGCCAAACCUGCGAUAUGUGCUCUCCUGGAGAAGAAAAGACACAGAAGAAGAGUGGAAUAACAUCACCACAGCCAAAACAAAACACGUUGUCCAUAAUACAGACACCUACGUUCCUUAUGAGAUCAAAAUACAGGCUGUCAAUGACUUUGGACAUGGCCCAGAGUCAAACAUGGUCAUCGGUUAUUCUGGGGAAGACAAACCAUCCGCUGCACCAACAGAUCUUAGGGUGUCAAAGAUCAACAGUACCAAAGUCAAUAUUCACUGGGAGCCUGUGGAGCAGAGCAGUGUAAAUGGAGAAUUUAAAGAAUACAAGUUGUACUACUGGCGGGAGGCCAGCCUCAUAAAGGGCCUGAAAGUAAAUAAGACAAAGUUGCAUAAGGGAUUCUUUACCACAGCAGAACAUCCCUCUGGCAUCCUGACAGAGCUCUAUCCAUACAGCAAAUAUAAGAUGUAUAUGGUGGUUGCUAACCGAGAACAUGAAGGGCCGCAAAGCAAUACUGUGGAGUUUUACACCAAGGAGGGAGAGCCAGGGGCUCCAAAAUACUUUAGGAUUCUAAGACACACGGACGUGGUUCACCUGAAGUGGGACAAACCACUGGAGCCAAACGGUGUCCUGAUUGGAUACACACUCCAGUACCACACAGUGAACGGGACACAGGCGGGAGAGAGGAAAGUCCAGAGUUUCCCACCCAAUGUGACGGAGUACGUCAUGAAUCUGCCUCACCGCUUCACGCGCUUCAAGUUCUUCCUAGCAGCCCGUACGCAGGUCGGAGCAGGAGAAGUGUACGCUGUCGAGUCUCCACACUUCACCAAUGAAGGCACCCCAGAUACUGACUCUACAGUUGUAGCCGUUAACUUUACAGAUGGCUUGAUGUUCGAAAUUCCUCCUCCUCCCCUUCCCCCCUCCACUGACCCAAACCCAACAAUAUUCACCCCAGAACCAACUCCACCAGUCCCUACAACUGCUGCUCCAACCAAACCUACUACCACCACCACCACCACCACUACUACUACUACAACUUCUACUACUACUACAACUACCACAACUACUACAACAACCACCACUACUACAGCAGCUUCCACCACAGUUGCUCCAGUUCGGCCCGUGCCUCCCAAAACAGUGGAUUGGAAAAUGCUGGCCCCGAAUGUAAAGAUCUGGAAUCUGACGGUGGAUGCUAACAAUGACAAUGCUAACGUCAGCUGGAAGCACAACUUCUCCGUUGACAGCAGCAAGUUUGUUGUAGAGUUCACACUGGACAGUAAUGGGUCGAUGACGAGCAUUCAAGUAAACCAGCAGCCUCACAUUAAGCUGGCUGGGCUGGUGGCUGGGGCCAAGUAUCGGUUGCGGGUCUAUUCGCAUGAGCACAACUCCAUCAGCAGCGACUAUGUCACGUUCGAGACAGGCAGAGCCUAUAAGGAGCAGGAAGACAUCGCUACUCAGGGCUGGUUCAUUGGGUUGAUGUGUGCCGUCGCUUUAUUGGUUCUGAUUCUGCUCAUUGUUUGUUUCAUCAAGAGGAGUCGUGGAGGAAAAUACCCAGUGAGAGAGAAGAAAGACCUCCCCUUAGAUCCCGUCGAUCAUAAAGACCAAGAUGGAUCAUUUGACUAUCAGAACGAGAACAGGUCUCUUGAAAGGGAAAGCAGCGACGAAGACAACAAGCCGUUACAGGGCAGCCAAACGUCCCUGGACGGGAACGUUAAAGAAAGCGACGACAGUCUCGUGGACUACGGCGAAGGAGGAGACGGACAAUUCAACGAGGAUGGUUCCUUCAUCGGCCAAUACACAGUAAAGAAGGACAAAGAGGAGACAGAAGGAAAUGAGAGCUCAGAAGCCACAUCACCUGUCAAUGCCAUCUACUCUUUGGCAUAGCACCUCCACCUGGGCACGGCGCCCCCCAGCGGGCCGGAGGGUGCCAUUACACGCAUAGAAAAUAAAUAUAUAUACACAGAGAAUUACGAGUAUUCACAUAGAACGCACUGGAGUGCAUGAUCCUACUGAACAAGGGAUGGGGAGCUAAAAUUGCGUCCAGAAACCUUUGUUUGAGGCAUCCCCAUGCCCCACACAGACUUUAGUGUGCCUUUAGGGCGACGGGGCGAACUUUUUGAGCUUUUCGUGUGGCUUACGCUCUUCUUUUUUAUUUUGGAAAUCUGCCUUUUCCUCUUCUUCCUCCUACUGUAGCUACUAGCAUCAAAGAAAUGGAUAUACAAGCACCAGACCUGUGACAUAUCAACUGUGGGUCGACUCAAUUGCAGAACGUCGGCAGAUAGGUUUAUCAUAUUGAUAUUUCCGCAGUGAAUGAUCCCUUUAUUUGUUUUCGACACUAAAAUUGAUUUAUCCCCCCCAGAAAAAAACAAACAAACAAAUGAAAUUCGUAUAGCGUGCUGGCACAGUUUACUGUGCUUUGUAAAACUAUGCACUAUGUAUUAUUGUUAUUAUGAUUUGGGGUUAUAAUUGGGCGUUAGAAUCUUCAUCAUUUUGUUUUUUCACGAAAACUUAUUUAGUCCUAGAUUUAUUCUUAUAUGUGCUACAGGACUGAUAUCAUGCUUUCAUCUGCCAUUGCUUUGUUAAUAUAUUUUCACUGGCUGCAACUGUAAAAUGCCACCAAUAUUUAUAGGCUGAGGUUAGACGGCGCCACUUGUAAAUCAAAAAAAAAAAUCUUUAUUUUGAAGCAUGGUAGUAUUUUAGCGCAAAGGACAAUGGAGAGGUUGUAAUACGAAGAGUUAAAAACAAUAAUAUAUUCCUUUUUUAUAAGAUACUUGCUUUAUAUAGUCCUCAAAAGAGAAUGAUGAUAAUAAUAAUGAUGAUGAUGAUGAUGAAAUCACUUUUUUCUUUAUUCAUUUUUUAAAUCAGCUGGGUGAAGAUUUCGGUGUCAGAAUAAGUUUGUAAAGGGAGUCUACAAAAGUUUGGGGUGCAUCAAUACAUCUUUGGGUUAUUCCUUGGGAAUUUCUAGAAAUGAAUAACUCAUUAGGCAAAGAUAAGUGUAUAUAUUGUUUGGGGUUGAUCCAGUGUUGCGGCUGAGACACUGCCCUGAAGACAUGCCACUGUAACUGUAGUUCGUCUCUACCUGUGCUCCAAAAUGAUUGCCAUUACUUUAUCUUCUGCACUGCUGUGUAUAGUUGGGUUCAAAAGUCUGAGGCCACUUUGAAAGUCUGAAAAGCUUUUCUAUUUGCGCCUGGAAAUGAGUUACAUUUGACGAUUUUGGAAAAUAUUAAGAACUCAUAAAAUUAUUUAAAGCCUUUUGUUACUCAUUACAGAUGGUCAGAUGUUCUUCUUUCCUUUGAUCAUCAAUCUCUUUUGCACCAAUAACUAAUAAUCAUAUUUAGGUGAAAACAAGGUUGUGAGUGAUAUUUAUGGUACACUUGACAAAAAUACCGUUCAGAAAACCUUUACAAUUAGUUACUUUACUUUCAAAAGUGAGCAAAUCCAUUGCUCUAAAGGGACGAGUUGACUUUAUUUAAAAAAAGUGAGAAAAACCAUUGGAACUUGAAAUGUGCACUGUAAAACAUGUAGCAUUCCACACAAGUAUUUCAUAUUGUUACAACACUAAUCAAUAAGUUAACCUAAUAGUUUUUAAAAAUGUAUUUGGUUUCAACAUAACACAUUUAGGUUUUCCCACAACUUUAGAAUUGUGUCUUUUCAAUCCAUUUUAAAUUAGUUUGAACAAGCAGCAAAAAGUACACUGAAAAAAACUGAUUUAAAGAUGAUUCUUUGGAUUUGCAAUUUUUUUUUAAAGUUACAGUUAGUUGUAAUAAAACAAAUAAACAAUUUUUUUUGGAAUGAAUUUAAACAAACUAAUUAGGGUGAACAUUAUUAUAUUAUUAUAUAUAAUUUUAUUUGUGUGUUUAAAUUGAACAUGCAAAUUGUUUGCAACAAUUUUGCAGGCAUCAUUUUUUUCAGUGUAUUUAUUUUGAGUGUGGAUUUUUAUAUGUACGCACAGUUAUUUAACUUAAAAAAGUGAGUUAACAUGUUAACUUAAGUUAAAUUAUUAAGUGUAGUCAACUAAUAGUUUUUUACAGUGUGAAAAAUAAUGUGAUCUUGGACAUUAUCACAAUGCGUUGUAUUGUAACGACUGUAAGUCUGUUCUUCAAAGCCUUGUUUUCAUUCGUGUUUAUUUUGUCGUCUGCAACUAACGUUGUAGAUUCUGAUUAGCUGUCAAUGAUUUAAUUAUUCAUUAGCUGAAAAAGUUAUCCUUAUUUAUCACUUACAGCUAUGGAGUGGCCUUUGCUAUUCUUGAACAUUUACAAAAAAAAAACUAUGUAUUUAUUGUUCAUUGGCCUCAAGUUUGUUAAAACAAAAGCGCAACAAACCAAAUAUGAAGAUGUUCUAACACUGAAACUAUUUUAAUCUCAUUUGUAUUGAAAAGUGCUGUAUAAAAUGACAAAACAACAUUACAUUUUCACUGGUGAUCUCAAACUUUUGGAUGCCUCUACGUAUUUUCUUGAUUUUAUUUAUAAAAAAAAAAAACAAUAAGGACUAAUAUAUUAAUAAUUUAUUGAUGACUGCACAAUGCCUACUCAAAAGUCUUUUAGCACAUUAUAAAAGCUUCUCUGUGUAAUUUAGGAUGAAAAUGUGCUUUACUGAUGGAGAACCAUGUUUGUGGCGAUGUAAAAUAAUGAAAUGUGAUGUCACCAUUAAAGGGAGAGUACGUCU
This is a messenger RNA of Danio rerio (zebrafish), 7333 nucleotides long. Lineage: Eukaryota; Metazoa; Chordata; Actinopteri; Cypriniformes; Danionidae. The record is from RefSeq and is a predicted model, not a curated record.